This is a messenger RNA of Perognathus longimembris pacificus (Pacific pocket mouse), 7068 nucleotides long. RefSeq names its product SKI like proto-oncogene (gene Skil). Gene Ontology annotation, biological process: negative regulation of BMP signaling pathway. NCBI's taxonomy places the organism in Eukaryota, Metazoa, Chordata, Mammalia, Rodentia, Heteromyidae. The transcript is spliced from 6 exons. Bases 955 to 2991 code for a protein of 678 amino acids. Gene Ontology annotation, molecular function: RNA polymerase II cis-regulatory region sequence-specific DNA binding; SMAD binding; DNA-binding transcription factor activity, RNA polymerase II-specific. The record is from RefSeq and is a predicted model, not a curated record. Gene Ontology annotation, cellular component: nucleus.
AUUAGGUGAAGUCGGAGAUUUUUGAAAAAAAUUAUUAAGGUGGCAUAGCUGAUAAAACCUCUGGACAGAGUUGGUUUAAUGUUCUAUGUCUGUGUAGCCUUCCUCCUUCGGAGGGGUAUAUUGCUCCCUUUACUCACCAGAUUGCUUUUCUAUCUAAACGAAAAGCUUCUGGUUAACUGGUGUGUAAGUUAAAGUUACCUUUGGUAAAGUGAACUCAGGUUAAGAUUAAGGAACUGGUUUGAAACUGACCCUUUGGCCUCAGGACCAAACUCAACUGUAAUUCUCCCCCAUCCUUUUUCUCUUCUUCCAGAUUAAUUAAAAGAAGAAUGAACGAAUCUCCAAAGAUAACUGGACAAUUUUUCAUUAUCUUUGUUUUCAAUUAUAGAAGUUGAAGGGGAGUCAGAAGUGGUUCUUCAGCUUGUCAGCACAGACCAACAGACCAUCAUUUUUAGUGAAGAUACUUUCCUUCUCCUUUUUUGGUGUCCCUGGUGGCAAAAACUAAAAUUGAUUACAUCAUUUUGACUUGUGUUUGGGCCUAGGUUUUAUGACACAGUAAUAGCUUACUUUUCUACAUGCUUUGCUUGAAAACAACCAUUAAACACAAUCAUUGCAUUGAACCUGGACAUCUUGAAUAGAGAAAUUGGUAACUUUAUUUUGACAUAUAUUUGAAUAAAUCAAGAAAACAAAAGCAUUUUCAGAUCUCUGCAUAUGAUUAUGUUCUGUAUUAUAAGCAAAAUGAGGAAUUUUAUAGCAUUUGCAGUGACCUUGUACUAGAGGAUAAGCAGAACCAAUGCCAAGUUGCAAAAUCUAGUAGGAAAAUUUCUCCUUGGAAAUUAACAUUUCCUAUGAAAUUGAAAAGUAACAUUUCCUAUCAUCCUCAUUAUUGUUUCUCUAUAAGCAACAAAAUGCAAAUGCAAACCUCAGAUUUAAUUAUUUAACUCAAUUAACGUAGCAAUGGAAAAUCUACAGACAAAUUUCUCCUUGGUUCCGGGCUCAAAUAAAAAACUGAACGGGAUGGGAGAUGAUGGCAGCCCUCCAGUGAAAAAAUUGAUGACAGACAUUCAUGCAAAUGGGAAAGUGGUGAACAAGGUGCCAACUGUAAAGAUGGAACACUUGGAUGACUAUGGAGACACACCAAUGGAAACUGAUGGAGAGCAUGGCAAGCGAAACCCCAUGACGGAGCCUUUACAUUUAAAUCCCAGUUUGAAACACACACUGGCACAAUUCCAUUUAAGUAGUCAGAGCUCUUUGGGUGGACCUGCAGCAUUUUCUGCUCGCUAUUCCCAAGAAAGCAUGUCACCUACUGUAUUUCUGCCUCUGCCAUCCCCUCAGGUUCUUCCUGGCCCACUGCUCAUUCCUUCUGACAGCUCCACAGAGCUCACCCAGACUGUUUUGGAAGGGGAGUCGAUUUCUUGUUUCCAAGUUGGAGGAGAAAGGAGACUCUGUUUGCCCCAAGUCUUAAAUUCUGUGCUCCGAGAGUUUUCACUUCAGCAAAUAAAUACAGUGUGUGAUGAAUUAUACAUCUACUGCUCCAGGUGUACUUCAGAUCAGCUUCAUAUCUUAAAAGUCCUGGGAAUACUUCCAUUCAAUGCCCCUUCCUGUGGGCUGAUCACAUUAACUGAUGCACAAAGACUGUGUAAUGCUUUAUUGAGGCCAAGGACUUUUCCUCAAAAUGGUAGCAUACUUCCUCCUAAAAACUCAUUGGCCCAGUUAAAGGAAACUGGCAGUGCCUUUGAAGUGGAGCAUGAGUGCUUGGGCAAAUGUCAGGGUCUAUUUGCACCUCAGUUUUAUGUCCAGCCUGAUGCUCCCUGUAUUCAGUGUCUGGAGUGUUGUGGAAUGUUUGCACCCCAGACAUUUGUGAUGCAUUCACACAGGUCACCUGAUAAAAGAACUUGCCACUGGGGCUUUGAAUCAGCCAAAUGGCAUUGUUACCUGCAUGUGAACCCAAAAUACUUAGGGACACCUGAAGAGAAGAAACUGAAGAUAAUAUUAGAAGAAAUGAAGGAGAAGUUUAGCCUAAGAAAUGGAAAGAGAAGUCAAUCUAAGACUGAUACACCACCAGGAAUGGAAUUACAGUCAUGGUAUCCUGUUAUAAAACAGGAAGGAGACUCUGUUCCUCAGACACAUUCAUUUUUACACCCCAGCUACUACUUGUACAUGUGUGAUAAAGUGGUUGCCCCAAACGUGUCGCUUACUUCUGCUGUGUCCCAGUCUAAAGAGGUCACAAAGACAGAAGCAACUAAGUCCGUAUCAAGACAGUCUGAGAAACUUCACAGCAGUAGUAAACAUCAGAAAACAGUGUCUUAUCCAGAUGUCUCACUUGAGGAACAGGAGAAAAUGGAUUUAAAAACAAGUAGAGAAUUAUAUAAACAAUUAGAUCCAUCGAUCUCAAAUAAUUCUACAAGUAAGAAGAAAUCUGAGUCUGCCAUUGGCAGCUUAGUAAGAGACACAAACAAGCAUGAUGCUGCAGCCUCCUCUCCACUUCCUGUCAGAGAUGUUACUUGUGAAGAUGAUAAAGGAAAAAUCAUGGAAGAAGUAAUGAGAACUUAUGUAAAGCAACAGGAAAAACUGAACUCAAUUUUACAAAAGAAGCAACAGCUUCAGAUGGAAGUAGAAAUGUUGAGUAGUUCGAAAGCUAUGAAGGAGCUCUCUGAAGAACAGCAGAAUUUGCAGAAAGAGCUUGAAUCUUUGCAAAAUGAGCAUGCUCAAAGAAUGGAAGAAUUUUAUGUUGAACAGAAAGACUUGGAGAAGAAAUUGGAGCAGGUAAUGAAGCAAAAAUGUACCUGUGACUCAAAUUUAGAAAAAGACAAAGAGGCUGAGUAUGCAGCACAGUUGGCAGAACUGAGACAGAGACUGGACCAUGCUGAGGCUGACCGCCAAGAACUCCAGGAUGAACUGAGACAGGAGCGGGAAGCAAGACAGAAGUUAGAGAUGAUGAUCAAAGAGCUAAAGCUGCAAAUCCUGAAAUCAUCGAAGACUGCUAAAGAGUAGAAAUGGUUGAGAAGGUUCAUCUGUGGAUUAUGGACAGGGUUUCUUUUUGUUUGUUGCUUGCUUUGGUAAUUGAUUUCUGAGCAUCUUAUCUGCAUUCUGUUCAUUUGUAGAUCAGAGAGCCAGAAGAGAUUAUAUAUUAGUACAUAAAUUUUUACAUUUUCCAAAUGAAUGAAAAUGUGAUUUCUUUGUACUUUUUUCCUUCGUCAGUUGGUAACAAUACUAUAUGAAAAUCAACCUAUAUUUCUAAUGCAAACUUACAGUUAUGUUUUAAAGAGCUGAAUUAAGUGAUGGAAAAUAGUUGGGGUAAUUGCAUUAUCCAUAUUUCAUGCUCAAUUUUAGAUACAAGUAGUAGCAUCCCAAUUCCAGUAUCUAACAGAGCUAGCUACUCCAGGAGUUGUAUUUGUUUUCCUCAUUGAUGGUCUCUCUUAAGUUGAUAAUAUAUAAUAAUUAUCAUACACCAAAUUUACUUUUACUUUGUUCAUAUUGUAGAGCAAAUUUCCACCAUUUUUCUUUUUAAUGUCUCUUAUGAGGUGUUCUGUUAAUGAAGUUACAGCACACCCCCGUGAACAUGGUGGUAGGGUUACAUGCUUUAUUAUGCCUCGCUGCUAAACACAGGGAGCAGUUGUGAUUUGUCUUUAAGUGUGGUUUCAUUUAGUUGUGUGUGUGUGUGUUUUGAAGUGACUUCAGAAAAAAAUUCUGAACUUUAAAUAGUGGUGUUGAAAAUAUUAAUGUUCUCGAGAAAAACAGAUGCCAUUGAUGUACAUUAGUUUCAAUAUAGUCCAUAAUCCUCCUGUACACAUUUAUAUGUAGUCUUAUGUGGAUCUUACUAAAAUUUAUAUAAUGGAUUUGUUCCUUUUAAAUGAUAAAAUAUUAAACACCUCAAAGGUUAUUUUGGACUUUUGUAUGUUUAAAUAUUGUGUUUAUCAAAAUUGCACGAACGGACCAUUUUCAAUUGCUCUUUAAAGAAAAUCAGGAAUUUACAGACAGCCAAUAGGUUAAUAUAGCAUAAUUUAAAUGUCUAUCGCUGAAAGGCUUAUAAAAUAAAUUUCAGAUAACAAAGGAAUUUCAUAACUUGAGGAAGGGCCACAUCUGCACUUUGUUUUUUCUCUCGUUUUUGCACAGAAAAAAGUCUCAUCUUAAAUAUUAAGUUUCGCAUUAAUAAUGAGUAGUCCUUAGGCUAAAAGUUAGUAGGCAAAAAUCUCAGUCUGCAGUUAUUUUAAAGGAGAAAUUUUGGAUACCACGGCACAUUAUCCCAUCAUGUUUUCUCUUAAGGUACUAGAUGAAGCUAUUUUAAAAUCUGAAUUUAUUUUAAAAGAAAUUAGUUGGAUGGAGGGUAUGUGCUGUUUCUACCAUAGGUCCCUCUGGCAGUUGAGGACUUUAGGACUUGCUAGGUUAUAAUGGAUUGUUUUUAUAUUUUGCUUCAUGGUACUCUCAUAUGCAAAGGACACCUUUGUAUUUCCCCAAAUGUAGUUUGUUUUCUAAAUAUUUUCUGAUCUAAAUGUGUACUUUGCAUUUUACUAUAUUAACCUUAUAAUUUAAUUUCUUGAUUCUUAGAAUUUCCUCAAGGAGGAAAAAAAAUGUUAAAAUUACCAUAUCCCCCCCAGUGCCAUUUAUUUAGACCUGCAGAAGGAAAAACAAUAGAUAUAUAAAAUAGUUUUAGUUAGAUUGUGAAUUGAUUGUGUCAUAGCUAACCAUUUUGGGAGGUAAACUCAAGUACCUGUAAUUUUAUUGUUCUAAUUAACUCAAAACCUUUCUGCUUAUGUUACUUAGAAAAUGAUAAUCUUUAAGUUUCAACCCCAAAUUUCCAAGAUCCUUUGCUUAUUCUUUGAAUAUUUUAGAAUUCUAAGUGGACAUCAAAACACCAUUAAAUUAUAGACUGUUAAGCUAGAAUCAAAGAAACAUUUUUUUUUAGUCUUUGAAGACUUUGUAAGAUCUUUACCUUCCAAAGGAUACAUUGAUGUGCCAUAGGUUUCUGUCCUUCCUUCCUUGAGGAUCAUUUGAGUCAACAUGUAAAUAUGUCUUAUUAUUAAAAGUAGCUUUAAGUUAAAUUGCACCACAUAGCUUGAAAAAUAAUGUAAAGAUUUUGUAAUACUUUAAAAGUGACCUCUGCUAAAAUAUUCAUUUAACACCCUUCUAUUCUUUGCAUGCUCAUUUCAUGUGCUAGUUGCUAUCUUAAAGUUUGUUUUGGUGUUAGGUUUUGUGUGCCAUGCCAAGUUCACUAAGCAAGCAGAUUCCCUUAGAUUUCAUAUCUAUUUAUCUCUAUAUAUGCAUCCAUUUAUAUGCAUAUGUAUUUUUAUUUUUAAGGUAAAAUAAGAAUGGUUAAAAAGCUACAUUAAGUAAUGGCCUGUAAAGUUCUGCUGGAGCCUCACUGGAAGAAAGAGUAUUGGCUUACUGGGUAAUGAGUGAUACUUCGUUUGGGUGGUGAUAGUUUCUGUGGUCUAAACUUUUGUGAGGAAAAUGAACCAAAUCUAUAAAAGGGAGUAACUGUCACUUAGAAGCUUGUAAACAUGCUCACAAGUGCAACUUCUAACACGCAAAAGAUUUCCUCAGUGACUUAGGUUUGGUUUGUGCUUUAAUUUUUGUAAAGUAUAUUCUUUUGCUUGAAAUUUCUGUGUCCUUCAUAAUGAGGAUGUUUUUGCUUCUUGAACUGAGUUUAUAACAUAUUUAAUAUAUACCAAUUUAGAUAUUAAGUCAUUGUACAGGGAUAAGGAAGAGGAAAGGAAAAAAAUCAUGUGUACAUACUGAAUUAUAGAGCUGUCAUGAAAGUAGGCAAAAACAGCCCAAGUACUAUGAUGUUUGCAGGUGGCCCAUACUUUCUAGAAGUCAUAGCAGAGCAACUAGUUCAUUUGCACACCUGUGGCUUCUGUGUGACAGAACAUUAAUUGACAAGAAGCUCAAGUAGUGGAAACUGCUUCCCUAUACAGAGUGGCAAAGGUAGUACUGAGGAAUUUUUAGUACCUUCUGAAGCUUUCUUCUCAAUGACUGUGUUUGAUUACUUAGGAAAUAUUUUUUAUUUGCCCUUUUUAUGCAUUUAUUUCGCACAACAGAAAAUUGAAUAUUCAGAUAAAUUUGUGCUCAUACUGUACAUCUAUUCCUGUGCUUGGAACUACUUGUUAAUAGUUUUUAUUGAAGCUAUCAGCAAUAAGGAACAUAAAACUGCUGUAUUAUACAUUAUGGAGUUGAAUAAUUUAAACCGAGCUUAAUUUUUUUUUUUCUAGAAUAGAAUGCGUAAGUGUUUCCACUGUGGACAAAAGCAUAUGGGUAUUUUGUAUUGCAUCUUGUUUUAAAAGGACAGUUUUUUUAAAUACACUUAAAUGGCUUCUAAAAUAUAUAGUGUAAUUUGGAGCCUGUUUAGAAAUAGAAUUAAAUAUGUAGUGCUACUGUUUUGAAUUACAAAGUGAUCAAAUGUAAAAACAUUUAAAAAUUAAGCCCAGAAAACAAAUAGUGUUUGAAGUCAGUUUAAUAUAAAUAUGUAAGAUUUUUUUUUUCUUCAAUAUAGAUACCUCACUGGACAAUAAAGGAAGCACAGCAUACUUAAAGUAGUUCUUACAAAAACAUCCUAUUAAAACAGUUGCUAAGUCUAGGAUAUCUUUUGGAAGUUAGAGUUUAUAAGAAAUAAAAUAUACCUGCUUUUAACUAUCUUGUUAGGAAUAUUUGUUUUAUCUUGAUAAUUUUCAGCCAACAUGGUAGUCUUAAAUUGUUUCUGAAUUUCUAACUGGUGAAAGCAGUCAAUGAAUGAUUUGAAACAACUUGAUGACUCUAUUGACCACAGUUCAACUUAUAAUUUUGCCAAUGAUGUACAGUUUUAUGAUUAAAAUUGCUGCGUUGGUUGCAUUACAUGACAGAACUGUCCUCUACCUCACGUGAAAUAAAUAUUUUAUAUGGUUUUACUAAAAAAAAUAAGACUCAUCUAUCUGGUCACUUAGUUUACAAAUUUUGAAUUCUAUUUAUUGAAACAUGACAUACUGUGCUCUUAGCUUAUACCUCAAUUGUAUUUUGUGCUGUUUUCCAUUUUCAUUGUAAAUAACUUGUAUAGAUUGUGGAUGAAAUUCCAAAUAAAAAGUUUUAAUGCCAAUG